Messenger RNA from Papaver somniferum (opium poppy), 2881 nucleotides. Its product is annotated as alpha-N-acetylglucosaminidase-like. The transcript is spliced from 19 exons. Lineage: Eukaryota; Viridiplantae; Streptophyta; Magnoliopsida; Ranunculales; Papaveraceae. The coding region runs from base 208 to 2646 and encodes 812 amino acids. The record is from RefSeq and is a predicted model, not a curated record.
GAUUAGAUUCCAUCUCUAGAAGUAGAAAGGUUGGUAUCCCAUCCAUCUCCAUGAACCAGUGACAGUGAUUGUAUUUCGACGGGUCUACUCUAAUUCUACAGAAGAAAAACUAAAAUCCCAAAAACAAACGCCAUUAAAAUGAAGUAACCAUAAAUUCCUUUUCGCCCUUCACUUCCACUCUUCGUUCAGUUCGAUUCUAGUAUAUAGAUGCAUAAAGAAAAUCUCAAAAUGUCUAAUCCUCUUCUUGCAUUACUUGUCUUAUCACUUUCCGUUAGUCUUGUUACAUCAACCAAUGCAAUGAAAGAAGAAGAAUCAAUGGGGGUUCUAUUAAGAAAACUUUACAAUAAAAAACCCUCUUCAUCUGUACAAGAAGCAGCAGCUAUGGGAGUUCUUCGAAGACUAUUGCCAACCCAUGUUUCUAGCUUUGACUUUAAGUUAGUUUCCAUGGAAGUUUGUGGUGGAUCUAGUUGCUUCUAUAUUAAGAACUCCAAUGCUAGUAGCAGGCGAGGAUCAGAGAUAACGAUAGAAGGCACCACCGCCGUCGAAAUUACGUCUGGCCUUCAUUGGUACCUAAAAUAUUGGUGUGGUGCUCAUAUUUCGUGGGACAAAACUGGAGGCAUUCAGAUAGCUUCAGUCCCAAAGCCAGGAUCACUACCACCUGUAAAGGACCAAGGAGUGUUGGUUAGGCGUCCAGUCCCGUGGAAUUAUUACCAAAAUGUUGUUACCUCAAGCUAUUCUUAUGUGUGGUGGGAUUGGAAUAGGUGGGAGAAAGAAAUAGAUUGGAUGGCUCUUCAAGGGAUUAACUUGCCUUUGGCAUUCACAGGUCAAGAAAGCAUUUGGCAAAAAGUUUUCAAGGGUUUUAAUCUUAGUAACAGUGAUUUGAGUGACUUCUUUGGAGGACCAGCCUUUCUUGCUUGGGCUCGCAUGGCCAAUUUACAUGGAUGGGGUGGGCCUCUUCCGCAGAGUUGGUUAGAUCAACAAUUGGUUCUUCAGAAAGUUAUUUUGUCAAGGAUGAUAGAGUUGGGCAUGACUCCUGUACUACCAUCUUUCUCUGGGAAUGUUCCAGCAGCAUUAAAAAAGAUAUUUCCUUCAGCCAAUAUUACUAGACUCGGGGACUGGAAUACUGUUAAUGGUGAUCGUCGGUGGUGCUGCACAUUUCUUUUGGACGCGUCUGAUCCGCUAUUUGUUCAAAUUGGCGAAGCUUUUAUCAAGCAACAAAUCAAAGAAUAUGGAGAUAUAACUGAAAUCUACAGCUGUGAUACAUUCAAUGAAAAUUUACCACCUACAAAUGAUCCAAAAUAUAUCUCACAACUUGGAGCAGCCGUUUACAAGGCGAUGUCGAAGGGGAAUAAAGAUGCUGUUUGGCUAAUGCAGGGGUGGUUAUUCUCGUCAGACUCUGCCUUCUGGCAUCCAGCACAGAUGAGAGCGCUUCUCCAUUCUGUUCCAUUUGGAAAGAUGAUAGUUCUUGAUCUAUUUGCUGAGGUCAAACCUAUCUGGAAGAAGUCUUCUCAGUUUUAUGGGACUCCAUAUAUAUGGUGUAUGUUGCAUAACUUUGGUGGCAAUAUUGAGAUGUAUGGUAUACUGGAUGCAGUUUCUACUGGUCCAGUUGAUGCUCGUAUCAGCCAAAAUUCAACUAUGGUUGGUGUAGGAAUGUGCAUGGAAGGGAUAGAACAGAAUCCUGUCGUCUAUGAGUUGAUGUCGGAAAUGGCAUUUCGUAGUGAAAGAGUUCAACUGAAGGAAUGGCUGAAAUCGUAUUCUCGUCGACGUUAUGGUAAAGAAAUUCAUCAGAUGGAGGCAGCUUGGGAAAUACUUUAUCGAACAAUAUACAAUUGUACAGAUGGAAUUGCAGACCAUAACAAAGAUUACAUAGUUGAAUUUCCAGAUUGGGAUCCAUCAUGGGACUCUGGUUCUAAUAUGUCCAAAAGAAACACACAGCAUCACUUAAGACAGGAAACAACGUUUAGAUUCUCCUUUGCAGAAACAAACUCUGUCUUGCCUCAGCCACAUUUAUGGUAUUCAACUGAGGAGGUCAUUCAUGCCUUGCAGCUAUUCAUUGAUGCAGGAAGCAGUCUUGCAGGAAGUCUCACAUAUAGAUAUGACUUGGUCGACCUUACUCGCCAAGUACUAUCAAAACUAGCAAACCAAGUUUAUUUGGAUUCAUUGACAGCUUUCAAACACAAGAAUGCCAAAGCAUUGAGUUCCGCUAGUGAAAAGUUUGCUGAACUCAUCAUGGAUAUUGAUAUGCUUUUAGCUUCUGAUGAUAAUUUUCUUUUAGGAACUUGGCUGGAGAGUGCUAAAAAACUUGCAACCACUCCCAGCGAGAUGCGACAGUAUGAAUGGAACGCCAGGACACAAGUGACCAUGUGGUAUGAUAACACAAAAAACAAUCAGAGCAAACUUCACGAUUACGCAAAUAAAUUUUGGAGCGGAUUGCUGGAAGGUUACUAUCUGCCAAGAGCCUCCACAUACUUUCGCUGUUUGUUAAAAAGUUUGAAUGCAAACCAGAAUUUUAAGCUGGAAGAAUGGAGGACAGAAUGGAUUUCUUAUUCAAACAAAUGGCAAUCAGGGGCAGAGCUGUAUCCUGUAAAGGCCCAAGGACAUGCCCUCACCAUCUCGAAAGCACUGUUCAAGAAAUACUUCAACUGAUACAAUUUGAUGCUUUCCUGUGGUGCUAAAGUAUGUAAAAGAGAUACAAAUCCCUUGGGAACAAAUAAAACUUGUAUCAGUUUGUUUUCUUCUUCUGACUCCCACUUAUGAUCCUUUGCAAGUGUAACAUUACCCUUUGGGACAAGCUGUCACUUUUAUUAUUUAGGCUCCCUAAAUUUAAGGAAUUUCUUGUCUCUCUCGAUGUUUAACAUAAGCUUUUUUCCUUUUUGGUGCA